AUGGAUCAACAAUCCGCACUAGAUUCCGCCCUCGACACCCAGGGCCUCGCCGACGAGCAGCGCGGCCUCCUCGAGCUCAUCGACAAGCUGCAGUUCGCACAGCUUGACAAUGUCAAGCUGCCGCAAAUAUGUGUCGUCGGCGACCAGUCUGCCGGCAAAUCCUCCGUCCUCGAGGCCAUCACAGGCACCCCGUUUCCUCGAGAUGCAGGCGCAUGCACCAGAUUCGCGACCGAGAUCCGCCUGCGACGGGCGCCCGAGACCAGCUUGAACGUUUCUAUCAUCCCGGACAAGAACCGAGACCUCAAGGCACAAGAGGCCCUGCGAAGUUUUGGAGGCAAUGUGGACAGCAACAUGAGCUUCGAGCAGCUCAUGAGAUAUGCCGUGGACCUCAUUGCGCCCAAGAACAUACCCGGCCGCUUCGCUGCGCGGGACAUCCUCGUCGUUGAGAAGCGGGGCCCUGACAUGCCUCUGCUGACGCUGGUGGAUCUUCCUGGUCUUGUGCGCGUGGCGAAUCGGGACCAAUCCAUGGAUGACAUUAAAACCAUCGACUCUCUGUGCGAGCGCUACAUGAAGAGCUCGCGCACGAUUAUUCUCGCGGUAGUCGGUGGCAACAGCGAUUAUGUCCAGGCUCCGAUCCUCAACAAGGCGAGACAAUUUGACCCCACAGGUUCCCGCACCAUCGGCGUCCUGACGAAGCCCGAUCUUACCGAAUCUAUUGGUCUUGAAGACAAGUUUAUCGAGCUUGUUAACAACAAUGAUAAGGCAAACUAUUUUCAACUCGGCUGGUAUGUUCUCCUCAACCCUGGACCACGUGACGCCGGACAGCCCUGGCCUACGGGUCGUGAGCGCCGCCAGAGGGAAGAGGAGUUCUUCGGCCGGGGUAAAUGGCGCUCGCUGCCAGAGUCAAUGUGUGGCGCCGAUGCGCUCAAGCAGAAAUUGAGCGUCCAACUUCAGCGACACAUCGGUCGUCACGUAAAGACGCUGCGCCGACAGAUCCAGAAGGCUCUGGACGACACGGAGGCGGAGCUCAAGUCGAUGGGCGAGGGCAAGGACACGCCAGAAGAGAUGCGAAUAGAACUCGUGGAGCUCUUCAGCGCCUCCAAGGAGCUCGUCAUCCCUGCUGUCUACGGUUUCUACAAGAACCCACCUGGCAAGACAUUCUUCCGGUCUACCGCUGACCCACGAGGAACACCGGCGCAGAACCUGCGCGCAAGGGCGGCCGAGGAGAACGACGCUUUCAGCAACCGGGUUAGGGAACAUGGCCGCAAAUUCGGCUUUUCGCAUGCACCAGCAGGUGGAAGGGACUUGUCAGAAGAGCAGAAGCAGAACUAUGUCCGACAAGAGGUACAGAUGCUCCUCAGCCAGAUUCGUGGUUCCGAAUUCCCCGGUGACGCCAAGCCCCGAGCUGUGUACAUGCUCUUCCAAAGUUACUCCGAGUACUGGCCCAGGUUAGCGCAGGAGCACAAGGAUAACCUCGGCGUCGUCUGCAACGAAUUCCUGUCCGAGCUGAUCGACUAUUCAUGGCCGAGACGGAUGCGCGAGCCCCUCAGGCGCGAGUUCUUGGAUGUUCAACUAAAGCAGCUCAUGGACAAGGCGCAGAAGGAGCUCGAGCUGCUUUCGCAGGACAUGCACCUUGAGGUCCAGCCAUACGACCCAGAAUACGAAGAGAAGCUCCGCGCAUGGCAGGCUAAGUCGCUCAGCGAGGAAGGCGCGCCGCAAUGGUCCGAGGCGCAGGAGGUACUAGAGAAGAUGUUGAUUUACUACGAGUUGUCAGCAAAGUCCUUCAUCCGAAACACGAUCGUCCAAGUUAUCGAGCGACACCUGCUGCAGGGAAUGUACUCCGUCUUCGAGUCCCUGCACGUACUCAAGAUGUCCGAGGAGACCAUCCUCGCCAUCGCGGCCGAGAACAAGCAGACCCGCGAGCGCAGGAUGCUCCUCAAGAGCCGGCGGCAGGCGAUCGAGGAGGCCAAGGAUAUCUGUGCCAGCCUGGCCAUGCGAAAGGAGCUGAGGGCGUAUGCCAACGAGGCCGACGCCGAGGACGAGGAGACAAGCGACGAGGACGGUCCGCCCCGACGCCGACCAAGCAACAACAGACAGUCUAGCACCGCCGCACCGCCUCCCCCGCAGGCAAAGUCAAGAAAACCACCAGCGCCGCCGCAGCAAGCGAGCCGGCCCGAGGUCCACACCAACGGCAUCCAGCCCGGAUCGAACAACCCUUACGCCAACGGCAUGAACGGCGAGCACUACACCUCGCACACACCGACACCGAGCAGCGGCAACAAUAACAGGCGGACCGUAGAGAUCGAGCCAGAGGAGGACUUUUAUACGGCGCCCACGUCCGCACCUCCCCCGCCCCCUCCCCCGAGGCCCGACAAAGUGAGGCCGGGCUCGGCGAGGGACCAGCAGGAUGAUUUGUAUAGCGCGGACAGUAGACGUGACUCUUCUUCAGCUCCGCGAGAUGAAUACAAUGGGUACCCGGCGGUAGGCACCGCGCAGCAGGGCCGGAGGGGCGGGCAGAUUCGCAAGAUUUUGGGGAGGGUCUAA
Messenger RNA from Diaporthe amygdali, 2544 nucleotides. RefSeq names its product interferon-induced gtp-binding protein mx. Lineage: Eukaryota; Fungi; Ascomycota; Sordariomycetes; Diaporthales; Diaporthaceae. Bases 1 to 2544 code for a protein of 847 amino acids. Gene Ontology annotation, cellular component: membrane; microtubule; cytoplasm. The record is from RefSeq and is a predicted model, not a curated record. Gene Ontology annotation, molecular function: microtubule binding; GTP binding; GTPase activity. The transcript has 2 exons.